Molecule: messenger RNA, 2892 nt
Organism: Eurytemora carolleeae
Lineage: Eukaryota; Metazoa; Arthropoda; Copepoda; Calanoida; Temoridae
Exons: 2
Coding region: 105-2117 (670 amino acids)
Source: RefSeq, a predicted model, not a curated record
CAAUUAUAAAAUAUUUUCAGAGAAAAUGGCUGCCAAGCUUUUGGUUUGAGAACGAUAGAAAAGAUCGUUAAAACAUUAAUAGGUUAAAUCAAGCAAUAUCUAAGAUGUCCAAGUCUGAAGAUAUCUCUGAUUUACCUGGAAACCUGGCCAAGAUGUCUAAGUUUGAUGAUAUCUCUGAUUUACCUGGAAAUUUGGCCAAGAUGUCUAAGUCUGAAGAUAUCUCUGAUUUACCUGGACAUUUGGCCAAGAUGUCUAAGUCUGAAGAUAUCUCUGAUUUACCUGGAAAUCUGGCCAAGAUGUCUAAGUCUGGAGAUAUCUCUGAUUUACCUGGAAAUCUGGCCAAGAUGUCUAAGUCUGAAGAUAUCUCUGAUUUACCUGGAAAUCUGGCCAAGAUGUCUAAGUCUGGAGAUAUCUCUGAUUUACCUGGAAACCUAACCAAAAUGUCUUUAUCUGCAUCUAAAGUAAAAAAGAAGAACUACACCUUGAACCUAAAGAUCAGCUACACCAAAUGCUUCUCCUGCAGCUAUGAAAUUGGUUUCUCCAAGGAUGCAUUGGUUUGUAACUGUAGUUUACAUUGGUACUGUAGUACACAGUGCAGGGAUCAAUGUAAGGAUACAUAUUGCCUAGAAAGUUGUGAACUUUACAGCUGUACAUCUCUAGACUCAUUCUAUUCAAUUAUCCUAUAUUUUUAUGACACUGAGACUCUGAACAUGGUUAAGGAGUACAUUAGUUCUCAAGAAGGAGUUUCCAGGAAAGAUAUGAAGAAGUGGGCUGAAGCAGGGGACUGGAAAGCUGCUCUGGUCAUAGGUUUAACUUAUGAGUUCAGGUUUGUCUGUGACUGGGAUGAAUGUGAGCUAGCAAUUCGUCCUCCCUUCAUGAAGAGCCGACCUUUCAGUCACAGAAAAGCUAUAAAAUACUACAACAUGGCUGCAGAAGAAAACUCUGUUGAAGCAUUUGCUGGAUUGGGAAGGUUACUGGAUAUUCAGAAGGUUAUGGAACGGAAACAGAAGGAUUAUCUUAUUACCAGUUCAUGCAGGUUUAAGAGUUCUCAGAUGCUUCUGCACGUCUUGUGUUUCCAAGAUCUAUUCAGCACAUUAUCAUACAUCAAGGACAUCAAGCAAAAGUAUAAACAAGGAGAAGAAAUUAAUUUACCUGUUCCUGGGAUUACAGGACUAAUUCUGUUCAGAUUAAACCUUCUUAAUGAUUCCAGAUCUACAAACAGUCUUAUCAAAGAACUGCUACUCUUCCCCAGAAUAUCAGAGGUUUAUUCUUUUCUAAAAUCUUGUAAUCCUAAACCUAGGAUAAGUAGUUUUUCUUGUAAUAGUAAUCGUAAUACUGAUGGUUUGUCCAGACCAGUGGAGAACCUUAUCUUUAUUCAGAAGGCUAAUCUCUACAAUGAAGAGGGUAAUACUGUAGCUAGGAUAGAUCAUGGAGUAAGGAUGGAUGCUAAGGCUGUAUUUGAUCAAGGAUAUUUACAGAGACUGCACCAUGAGCAGCCAAUGUAUUGCUGUGAGCAUGGUUGUAAGAGUAUUGGGAACACCUGCCCUUUAUGCGCUAUUGCGGCUAAGAAGAGGAUUCUGAGUGUUUAUGAGAACAGUUUUCUCUUCAGUAGCGAUGAAUUCUUCAGUUGUUUAUUCUACAGUGCUAUCUUUAAUCUGGGAUCAGGAUUGAAGAAACAAGAUUACUUCCGGAAUUAUGGAAAAUAUGAGAUCAUAACUGUUAUCCGUUUUAUGGCUCUUCAGCCCAUGGAUCUACAUCCUCUACAGCUUGCUAAGGAUCCCAACCUAUACUGGCCAAUUGUUCACUACUAUGGGUCUGUGUACUCUGCGUUGAAGGAAAUCCUGGAUGAAAAGACAGUUGACAGUAUCUAUGAGAAUUUCCCGGAGUCUACUCCUCUGCCAAAGAGAUUAAAUAUAGUUGAUGAGGAACAGUUUGUGAUCAAAUGUGGACACAACCCCUGUGUUCAUCUUGACUGGGAGUUCAAGUUCAAGAAAUGCUCCAGGUGUGAGUUGAGACGCUACUGUAGUCCAAGCUGUCAGAAGUAUGACUGGAAACUACACAAGAAGGAAUGCUUUCGCCGUCCUGGAAUGGAGAAUACAGAUGCAGAGGUGGAUUAGAUCAAGACAGAGUCCUGUCAUACUAGGUACCUUGAGUUCGUGUACUUCCUGGAUCCUCCUUAUUUUAAUAUAUGGAAUUAUCUAGUUUUCUAGUAAUUUUGUUGAGUUAAAGGAAGGGGGGGGAGUCUCGAAAUAUAACGGUUUGAUCAAGGUUGGUUUCCUCGGAGAGAGGGAGAUUUAUUUUCUCAAGUGAUGGUCCCCAGGGCGUCUAAAGUUUUCAAGUUUUCAAGUUUUCAAGUUUCUAUAGGUUUUCUCAAAUUCGUCACUAAUCCAUAGAUAAGAAUGCACACAGAAGUUUAUGUGGAUCCUGUUAAUAAGUACCGUUAACAAUAAAGCAUUUAUAAGAUACGAUUGAAUAACUUAAAUGUUAACAAUGUUUUAUAUUAUAAAUAUUCUUACUAGUGGAGGAUUAUUUGAGAAAUUGAGGGGGCCAGUUAUCAGUACUAAAACAACCUUUUUAACUCCUGAAAUAAAUAUCCGUUUGGUUACAAAAAUUUGUUGUUCACUGCAAAAUCAUGAAUUUUAAGCUUUUACUAUUUUGUAACGUGUUCACUGCACAAGUUGUUUAUGUUUUGUCGGAGAUCUAAGAAAAGUUGGGUUUGGGUUACCGGAGUAUAAUUUGGACAAAGACAACCUUACAACGGAGAAAGAUUAUAAGGGUUUAUGGUUUACAAAUUUGUAUAUCUAGUUAUCUUUGUAAAUUCUUUUUUUUAACAUUGUUUUUAUAUCGUAAUGUUAAAGGACAAUGUAAUUAUUAUGAUUAUUUAUUUUCAGA